AUGGCAAACGCUUUGGGUGAACCACCAAACCUUGAGUCAGUCACGCUACAGACGGAGUGUAUGACACCACCAACAGAGCCCAGCACACCAGAAAACAAAGCCAAAAGUAGGAAGUUUCCCACCAACUAUCGUGAUAAUUCGUUCAGUUUAUGUGCAGCAUUACCGGAAUUGGGUGGAUAUGAUGAUAGCAGCAAAGGUGAAUCGGUCCAUGGCUUCUUGGGGCCCGAAUUUGGUUUGGAACACUGGCCAGUGGCGCCAGAAACAUUGACCUCCAAGAUGUUUGAGGAGAAAAGAUGGCAGACGAAUCCUCUUCGCGCAUAUCGUGAAGGAAUUGAAGGAGUUAUUGCUCCUUCGGAGCAUGCAACUGCACUUCCAGGGGCCACCGUACAAAUGCCCUUUACACUUGCGUGCCACUUGAUAGGAUCUUGCACUGGGAAGAAAACAACUUUCUCUGCACAUGUUGAAGAGAUAAUAAUCCUCAAAAAACCAGCCACUCUUGUCAGUAAUUGUACAGAUUCUGGAUCGCCAUCUAAGCGGCUGUUCUCUGGACCAUCCUUCUCUCCCACGAAGCGACGGAAGCUUGAGAAAUAG
Cantharellus anzutake is the source of this 591-nucleotide messenger RNA. RefSeq lists its product as uncharacterized. Bases 1 to 591 code for a protein of 196 amino acids. The record is from RefSeq and is a predicted model, not a curated record. Lineage: Eukaryota; Fungi; Basidiomycota; Agaricomycetes; Cantharellales; Hydnaceae. The transcript is spliced from 2 exons.